AUGGAUAUCGGGCCCGUCGAGCACACUGUCCGGGGUGGCGCAAAUCAUAAUAUUCAAGUUCUCGUGCGCGUUCGGCCUCCGAACUCGCGAGAGCUAGACCAGGUGAGUGCCGUCCUCCGAGAUAGAACAAAAAAGUGCCGAACCUUUCCAUGUGCUCACCCUAUUGCGUCCAAGAGCAACGCCACCUACAGUUACGAUCACGUGUAUGACCAUGACGCCAGCCAAGCGGACAUCUUCGAGAGUGUUGGCGUUCCCGUCACGGACGCGUUCCUGGAGGGCUACCAUGGCUGCCUGAUAGCAUACGGGCAGACCGGAGCGGGUAAGACUUUCACCAUGCAGGGACCAGACGAGCACACUGAGACUGAUAAUAUCUCUGGCGACACGGGCGUUAUGAACGCUGCCGAGGAUCCCGAACAACUUGGUCUCAUCCCCCGCGUCCUCAAGCGCAUCUUUGCACAUAUCGAGAGCGAGUUAGCUGCGGCAGAGAACAAGGAGAAUGCCAGAGACGUCAACAUCGAAAAGCCGGAAUUGGAGUUCACAGUGAAGUGCUCGUAUCUUGAAAUAUACAAUGAGACGAUGGCAGACCUGCUCAGUGACCCGGGUUCGGCUGUGCAACCAAACAUUCGCGAGCAUGACAAGAAGGGUGUCUUUGUUGAGGGCCUGACAGAGGCGUCUGUUCAAUCCGCAGAAGAGACCUACGAUUUAUUCCAGCGUGGGUCCCACAAUCGUCGGGUGGGUAUAACGGAGAUGAACAGAGAAUCAUCUCGAUCACAUGCAGUUUUCACUGUGAACCUUGAGUCUCGCCGUCGUGCUUUUGCUGGAGCUGCACUGCAGAAGCGAUCUGCACUUCUUCAUCUCGUAGACCUCGCUGGUUCGGAACGUCAAAAGUCAACCGAAUCCGCAGGGGUUCGAUUGAAAGAAGCGUCCGCCAUCAACAAGUCACUAUCGGCGCUGGGUAAUGUGAUCAAGGCUCUUGUGGACGUUUCAGACGGGAAGGACCGGCAUGUUCCUUAUCGCGACUCCAAGCUCACUUUCCUUCUGAAGGAGGCCCUUGGAGGAAAGGCACGUUGCACAUUACUUGCAUGUGUCAGUCCGGCGGCUGGUCAGAUUGAAGAGACGCUCUCCACUCUGAAGUUUGCGCAGAGAGCAAAGCUGGUGAAGGUAACAGCGUGUAAGAACGAGGAG
Messenger RNA from Micromonas commoda, 1185 nucleotides. RefSeq lists its product with no specific name. Gene Ontology annotation, molecular function: microtubule motor activity; ATP binding; microtubule binding. The annotation marks the transcript as partial. NCBI's taxonomy places the organism in Eukaryota, Viridiplantae, Chlorophyta, Mamiellophyceae, Mamiellales, Mamiellaceae. The transcript is spliced from 2 exons. Gene Ontology annotation, biological process: microtubule-based movement. The record is from RefSeq and is a predicted model, not a curated record.